This is a messenger RNA of Colletotrichum truncatum, 426 nucleotides long. Its product is annotated as mitochondrial import inner membrane translocase subunit tim16. NCBI's taxonomy places the organism in Eukaryota, Fungi, Ascomycota, Sordariomycetes, Glomerellales, Glomerellaceae. The record is from RefSeq and is a predicted model, not a curated record. Gene Ontology annotation, cellular component: TIM23 mitochondrial import inner membrane translocase complex. Gene Ontology annotation, biological process: protein import into mitochondrial matrix.
AUGGCCUACCGUCUCAUUACCCAGGUAGUCUUCGUCGGCUCCCGCAUCAUCGGUCGUUCCUUCGCCGCCGCCUACAAGCAGGCGCAGGCGUCAUCCGAGUACCAACGCGCGCAGGCCAAGAGCGGUAACGGCGCCGCUACGGCCAAGUCCAACGGCGUGGCCGGCAUGACCAUCGACGAGGCAUGCAAGAUUCUCAACGUCGACGCGCCCAAGGAUGGUGCGUCCAAUGCUGGCGAAGUGAUGGAGCGCUUCAAGCGGCUCUUCGACGCCAACGAUCCCAAGAAGGGCGGCAGCUUCUACCUGCAGAGCAAAAUCCUGCGGGCGCGCGAGAGGUUGGAGAAGGAGAUUGGGCCGAUUGUCGAGAAGGAGGAGAUCGACGCCGAAGUCAAAGAAGGGUUCAAGCCCAAGAUUUACAAGGACCGGUGA